AUGAUUAAGCUAGUUGGACGCUGUCGUGUGAGACUCAAGGAGGAGAAAGAACUUCUGCAGAAAGAAUACGGCCAGGCUAUCAUCGAUGGUCACAAAGAGAAAAUCGGCAAUUUUAAGAUAGAACCUCCUGGAUUGUUUCGUGGCCGCGGUACACAUCCGAAAAUGGGAAAAAUCAAGCGUCGAAUAAUGCCUGAAGACGUCGUCAUAAAUUGUAGCAAGGAUUCGAAAGUUCCCAAACCUCCAGAAGGGCACAAAUGGAAAGAAAUCCGGCAUGACAACACGGUUACAUGGUUAGCAAGUUGGACCGAAAACAUAAUGAACAACAUGAAAUACGUCAUGCUUAAUCCAAGUUCGAAAAUUAAGGGAGAGAAGGACUGGCAGAAGUACGAGACGGCACGCAAGCUGAAAAAAUACGUUGACAAAAUUCGCGCCACCUACAGGGGAGACUGGAAGUCGAAAGAAAUGAAAGUGCGACAGAGGGCUGUCGCUCUUUAUUUUAUUGACAAGCUCGCUCUGAGAGCCGGCAACGAAAAGGAGGACAACGAAACGGCGGACACAGUUGGCUGCUGUUCACUUCGAUGUGAACACGUGAAACUGCACGACAGUUUGGACGGACAAGACUACGUGGUCGAAUUCGACUUUCUCGGCAAGGACAGUAUUCGUUACUACAACCGAAUCGCGGUGGAAAAGCGUGUGUUCAAAAACUUGAAAAUCUUCAUGGAGAACAAGGGACCUGAAGAUGAUCUUUUCGAUCGAUUAAGCACCACGAUUCUCAAUAAACAUCUACAAAGCUUGAUGGACGGCCUGACGGCAAAGGUGUUUCGAACGUACAACGCCUCUUUCACCUUACAACAGCAGCUGGACGAGUUGACUAAUGAAAACAUGAGCCCGGCUGAAAAGCUGCUGGCGUACAAUCGUGCCAAUCGUCAAGUGGCAAUUCUGUGCAACCACCAGCGCGCCGUGCCCAAGUCGCAUGAACAACAGAUGGAAAACUUGCAAAAGAAGAUGGAUGACAAAGAAGCGCAAAUAAAGGAAGCGAAGAAGUUGGUGAAAGACGCGAAGGCGGACUAUAAGGCGCAUCAGAGUGAAAAAUAUCGCAAGAUGUACGAACGGAAGAAGGCGAGCUUGCAGCGACUAGAAGAUCAGUUGCAGAAACUGAAACUCCAUGCAACCGACAAGGAGGAAAACAAAGAAAUUGCUCUCGGGACUUCUAAACUGAACUACCUAGACCCACGUAUAUCGGUGUCUUGGUGUAGAAAGUGGAAUGUUCCUAUUGAAAAGAUUUAUAAUAAGACGUUACGUCAGAAGUUCCGAUGGGCUAUCGAAAUGGCUGGUCCAGACUUUGUUUUCUGA
Soboliphyme baturini is the source of this 1353-nucleotide messenger RNA. Lineage: Eukaryota; Metazoa; Nematoda; Enoplea; Dioctophymatida; Soboliphymatidae. The record is from the annotation of a GenBank genome assembly.